Molecule: messenger RNA, 845 nt
Organism: Nelumbo nucifera (sacred lotus)
Lineage: Eukaryota; Viridiplantae; Streptophyta; Magnoliopsida; Proteales; Nelumbonaceae
Source: RefSeq, a predicted model, not a curated record
CCUUCCUUGGCUUCCCGUUCCCGUUCCCGUCCCCCGCGUGGACUGAAAACACAACUCCGUCACCAUUUUUAUUAUUCUUCACGUCUCGGGCGAUACCUGCCUGGUAGCACUUAAAAAGAAUCAAAAGCAGUGCAGUAGAUCUAGAUGGGCAUCUGUAGCUCCUGCGAGUCCGGGUCCGCUUCCACUGCGAAGCUCAUUCUCCAGGACGGACAGCUGCAGGAGUUCCCUUACCCGGUGAAAGUCUCCUACGUGCUGCAGAUGAACCCGUCCUGUUUUAUUUGCAACUCUGACGAAAUGGGCUUCGACGACUUUGUAUCGGCUAUCAGUGCCGACGAGGAACUUCAACCCGGUCAGCUCUAUUUUGCGCUGCCGUUGAGUAGAUUAAAGUAUCCCCUCCAGGCGGAGGAGAUGGCCGCAUUGGCUGUUAAGGCCAGUUCCGCUCUCAUGAAGAGUGGGUAUGGUAGUGGGGAGAAAUGCCGGUGCCGCCGGAAAGGGGUGGUACCCAUGUUAUUUUCCGGCAAGACACAAGUAAAGAAAUCACUGCAAGAGGCGGGUUCAGGCAGGGUUGGUAUGGUGGAGAAUAGAAGAGGAGGGAGGAAUGGUGGAAGCUUCAAGUCCAAAUUGAAUGCCAUUCCAGAGUAGUAUAACUGACGACAGCUAGGAUGUUCUUGGAAUCAUUAAUAGAGCAUAGGCAGGCCGCAGGCCCUGAUCCCUGGAAAUCUGUAAAUAUUUAAAAAAGAAAAAAAAAAGAAAUUUUGGGGUUUUACAUUUUCUUCUUCUGUUUUGUUUUUGUUAAAGAGGAAAGAAAGUAAUGAGAUGUGGCUGCCUGCUGCAAUUUCAAGCAC